ACUUCACCAUUGUAUAUAAACGCUCUCUUCGAGAAGAAGCUUAUUACCACUGAAAUCUAAAGCUGUAAAGAUUUCCGAAAAGUUUAAUAUGAUGAAGUCCGUGGUUCUCGUUAUCUUCAUGUUGGCAGCAGUUGCCUACAGCUCCUACGUUGAUGUAAUUCCACAUUACAGCAAACAUGGACAUGGACAUGGAAUAAGUACUAGAUACUUUGUGAAAGCCCAGGGGCAUGGAUAUGGUGGCUAUGGGCUGGGAUACGGAGGCUAUGGUCAAGGAUACGGCAGUUAUGGAGGUUAUGGUCUAGGAGGAUACGGCGGUUAUGGAGGUUAUGGUCUAGGAGGAUACGGCGGCUACGGAGCUGGAUAUGGUGAUAGUCUUGGAUAUGGUGGAUAUUGGUAGAAACCAAAAGAAUUCAAAGAACUAAUACAUGGUGACGACAGAGAAAUGGAUAGAGGAAGAAACCAUGGAAUGAAAAUGUAAAUGCAGCGCGUAAUAAAAAAUUAAAUGUUUCAUCUGAAAAAAAUCUUGUUAAACUUCGAAUAUAUAAAAAUAAAAAGGAUCUUAUAUUCUGUUAUGUAAUAA
Stegodyphus dumicola is the source of this 580-nucleotide messenger RNA. RefSeq lists its product as uncharacterized. NCBI's taxonomy places the organism in Eukaryota, Metazoa, Arthropoda, Arachnida, Araneae, Eresidae. The record is from RefSeq and is a predicted model, not a curated record.